UUUCACAGUAACAGAGUGUCAAUGGCUGCUCCUCUUAUUGUAAGAACUCCCACAUUCCACACCCUUCGAUCUCACACUCACCAACACCCUCUCAACAAACACUUAACUGCAUCCUCUUCCUUCAAGACCAAAUCUCUUUCCCUCCUCAACUUCGCAAAGAUGGAAGGAAGUGAAAUCACUGAGCAAGUAGCAGAGAAAGCAGGGGAGGAUUUGAGUGUGAAGAAGAAAAUUUUUGUUGCUGGUGCUACUGGUAGCACUGGAAAAAGAAUCGUUGAGCAGUUACUUGCAAAGGGUUUUUCUGUUAAGGCUGGGGUUAGAGACUUGAACAAGGCGAGGACCACCCUUUCCUCUAAUAACCCAUCUCUUCAAAUUAGAGUUCAUGUGCAGGUGAAAGCUGAUGUUACAGAUGGUUCUGACAAGCUAGCUGAAGCCAUUGGUGAUGAUUCAGAAGCAGUAGUAUGCGCCACUGGCUUUCGGCCAGGAUGGGAUUUGCUUGCUCCUUGGAAGGUUGACAAUUUUGGGACAGUAAACCUUGUUGAAGCAUGCAGGAAACUUAAUGUUAACAGAUUUGUUCUUAUCAGUUCCAUUUUAGUUAAUGGAGCAGCUAUGGGACAGCUACUCAAUCCAGCUUAUAUCUUUCUCAAUGUUUUUGGACUCACCUUAGUAGCAAAACUACAGGCAGAACAAUAUAUCAGGAAAUCCGGUAUAAAUUACACGAUAAUUAGACCUGGGGGGUUGAGAAACGAUCCUCCUACUGGAAAUGUUGUUAUGGAGCCAGAGGACACCCUUUAUGAAGGUACAAUAUCCAGAGAUCAAGUAGCAGAAGUAGCUGUUGAUGCAUUGGCUUAUCCUGAGGCAUCUUAUAAAGUUGUUGAGAUAGUCUCUCGCCCUGAUGCUCCUAAAAGAUCAUACCUUGAUCUUUUUGGUUCCAUAAGGCAACGAUGAUUUCUGAGUUUAGGACUUGAUAGCAGAUAAGCGAAUUGGUUUCCCUUGUUUCUGUGCUUUCUGGUGGCAAAUGUGUACCCUACUUUUUUCCCAUGUGUGUUGCUUCAUUAAAUUGGUAUGCCAGAGUAAUAUGUAUAAAUAUUUACACACAUCUUUUGUUUUAUUUUUUGUACAUUUCUCUUUCCUUCCAUUAAAGGUUAGUAAAGAAUUCACUUUAA
Gastrolobium bilobum is the source of this 1163-nucleotide messenger RNA. RefSeq lists its product as uncharacterized. NCBI's taxonomy places the organism in Eukaryota, Viridiplantae, Streptophyta, Magnoliopsida, Fabales, Fabaceae. The coding region runs from base 22 to 945 and encodes 307 amino acids. The record is from RefSeq and is a predicted model, not a curated record. The transcript has 5 exons.